Molecule: messenger RNA, 855 nt
Organism: Nannospalax galili (Upper Galilee mountains blind mole rat)
Lineage: Eukaryota; Metazoa; Chordata; Mammalia; Rodentia; Spalacidae
Gene: Asb17
Product: ankyrin repeat and SOCS box containing 17
Source: RefSeq, a predicted model, not a curated record
AUGAAUAACUCUUCCAAAUUAUGCUGUAAGACUUUUCGUCUCAUUGACAAGAUUGUUAAGAGAGCCUCCUUGCAGGUUUUAGGUCAGUGGGGGUAUCACUGUCAGGAGCCCAGGAUUUACAGAACACUAGCAACAAUUCUGAGGUAUGUCGACGUGGACGGGUCCGACAUACCCCUCACAGAGUAUGUUGCAUUUGUGGGAAAAUCAGGACACCGCUUUGAACUCAGUUUUAAUCUUGAGUUUACUGAAAUAUGUGUGAAUACAAUUCUGUACUGGGUUUUUGCCAGAAAAGGUAAUCCUGACUUUGUGGAAUUGCUUCUCAAGAAGACCAAAGACUAUGUUCAAGACAGAAGCUGCAACCUGGCCCUUAUAUGGAGAGCCUUCACACCAGUGUACUGCCCAAGCCCACUGAGUGGCAUCACACCUCUGCUCUAUGUGGCUCAGACAAGACAGUCGAAAAUCUUAAACAUUCUCCUGCAGUACGGUAUCUUAGAAAGAGAAAAAAGUCCUACCAACAUUGUACUAACAAUACUACUCUACCCUUCAAGAGUGAGAAUAAUGGUAGAUCAUGAAUUACUCAGCAUCCAAGAAGGUGCCAAGACCCGCCUGAGGCUCUGCUCAGCUUCCGUCUCAGUCAGGGAGAUGGAGACACAGCUGAGUUUAGGAAGACAUCCAAUUAUUCAAAAUUGGUUGGACUACAUUCCUUCAAUAAGAUACAAAGAUCCAUGUGAACUCAUACAUCUGUGCAGAAUGACCAUCAGAACUCAGCUGCUGGCCAGGAAUAUGCUCCCCAAUGGAAUAUUUUCACUUCUUAUUCCAGCUCGUCUACAGAACUUUCUGAAUUUAGAAAGCUAA